Pseudoliparis swirei is the source of this 858-nucleotide messenger RNA. RefSeq names its product peroxiredoxin 3 (gene prdx3). The transcript has 7 exons. NCBI's taxonomy places the organism in Eukaryota, Metazoa, Chordata, Actinopteri, Perciformes, Liparidae. Gene Ontology annotation, molecular function: thioredoxin peroxidase activity. Gene Ontology annotation, biological process: response to oxidative stress; cellular response to stress; cell redox homeostasis. The coding region runs from base 35 to 751 and encodes 238 amino acids. The record is from RefSeq and is a predicted model, not a curated record. Gene Ontology annotation, cellular component: cytosol; mitochondrion.
UCACCCCCCCCCUACCCCUCUCACAUAAUCCAAAAUGGCAGCCACCGUCGGGAGACUUCUGAGGAGCUCUGCCAAGCUUGCAGCAGGAGGGUUGAAGGUCACAGCAGCCGGUCAACAUGCAGGGAUGCUCCAGAGGAGCUGUUUCUCUACCGCCUCCUCCAGGUGGAGCCCGGCCGUCACGCAGCCGGCUCCGGCCUUCAAGGCCACCGCCGUCCACGACGGGGAGUUCAAGGAGAUGAGCCUGGAGGACUUCAAGGGCAAAUACCUGGUGCUGUUCUUCUACCCGCUGGACUUCACCUUCGUGUGUCCCACGGAGAUCAUCUCCUUCAGCGACAAGGCCAACGAGUUCCACGACAUCAACUGUGAGGUCGUGGGCGUGUCCGUGGACUCCCACUUCGCCCACCUGGCGUGGAUCAACAUGCCGCGCAAGACUGGAGGCCUGGGCCACAUCCACAUCCCCCUCCUGUCGGACCUCAACAAGCAGAUCUCUAGAGACUACGGCGUCCUGCUGGAGGGCCCUGGCAUUGCACUCAGGGGGCUGUUUGUCAUCGACCCCCACGGCGUGGUGAGACACAUGAGCGUGAACGACCUCCCGGUCGGCCGCAGUGUGGAGGAGACGCUCCGCCUGGUGAAGGCCUUCCAGUUCGUGGAGACGCACGGCGAGGUGUGUCCGGCCAGCUGGACCCCCAAGUCCCCCACGAUCAAACCGACCCCAGAAGGGUCCAAGGAGUACUUUGAAACCGUCAACUGAGGAACACCAGCACACACAUUUACUGUUGGUGUAGAUAUUAUAUGACUAAUAGUUUAUGCAUUGUAUGUACUCUAUAAACAUAAUAAACUCAUGCUUUGUAAACAGAA